GGGAAAGAGAACAUAACCAUGGAUGGCCUACCACGAGAUCCGAUGACGAACCCGGAGAAAAUGGAUGACUACUCGGAAGAGGCGUAUGGCAGACCAGACUACGACGAGAACCCAAAAGAAGGCACGCAGAAGAUCGUCAAGGAGUUCGUUGACAACGCGACCACGCAUGGGAUCCCUCGAGUUCUGAACGCGUCCCGCCCAUGGCACUCCCGCCUGUUUUGGUGCGUGGUCACCUUAAUACUUGCGGGUGUCUUCCUCUAUCAGGGUUCCAUGCUCGUCUUCUCCUUCAUCAACCGACCGACCACGACGAAAAUCUCAAUCAUCACCAAAUCGAAGCUCGAAUUCCCCGCCGUCACUAUUUGUAAUCUGAACAUGCUACGACGAUCGAUGUUGAAGGGUACCCGUUUCGAGAAACUGGCAGCCUUAGAUCAAGAUCACGCUGUUAGCGGGAUUGGACUGGAAGAUUCCGAUUAUAGUUGGUUUUUCUCAGAGCCAUCAUCAUUAGGAGGAGAAACAACAGAUGGAGAAACAUCAGAAGUGGAUACCACUUUUCCUCCCAAUCGGGGCCGUCGUGCACUCAAUGCUGAGUCUUCUUAUUAUUCAGACGAUGAAUAUGAUUACACCGACAUCGAGGACAUCAAAGACCCAAACGACUGGGAAGCAUUGUACAAUCAUUCGAAGGCGAGCGACUAUACUAAUUUUAAGAACUACGUCAAACCGACAAGAGAGGAGAUGCGUAUGCUUGGACACCAGGCCAAAGACUUCAUUCUACAAUGCACCUUCGAUACAGAGGCAUGCAGCUAUAAAAAUUUCACCGUCAUCCAGAACGCUGAGUAUGGGAACUGUUUCGUGUUUAACAACGCACAUAAAUUGAAGAGAAAGAAGCGCACGCCGACAUCAAGAACAGGAUCUCAGUAUGGCCUUCAACUGACAUUGAUGCUGGAGCAGCCCGAGUACAUCGGUGUUCUCAGCCCGGAUUCUGGGGUCAAAGUCGCUAUCAACGACCCCCGAAUCUACGCGUUCCCCGAGGACGAUGGCAUCGAGGCAGCACCUGGCAUUAAAACCUCCAUCGGAAUCAAAAAGACCUCCAUUUCUCGACUCCCUAAGCCGUACGGCGAUUGUAUGAGAAAACAUACGUCAUAUUAUGAUCCGGAAAAAUACGACUUCUCCCAGCGUUCAUGUUUAAAGCUUUGUCUUCAGAAAACCCUGCAAUCUGAGUGCUCAUGCGUCACGGAUAUUCUCAUCACUGGAUCCAUGUGUCAGGUCACUAACAGAGAACAAGGAAAUUGCAGGAACCGAGUCUUUAGCGACUUCAUAAGAAACAGACUUAAUUGUAACUGUUCAAACGCUUGUAGUGAAUCUGUGUUCAACCCGAGGAUAGCAAUUUCAAGAUGGCCUGCCACAAGACACGAGGCUCAUUUGUAUGACAGACUGGCCAUGAUCAACAAGAAAGCAGCUAGAAUUCUUACAAAUGUGGCGCAAUCGAGAAAUAAUCUUGUGCGCCUGUCUGUGUUUUAUGAAGAACUCAACUUCGAGAAUGUCGUGGAAAGUCCAUUGAUAACGGUGGAAUCUCUUUUCGGAAGUUUAGGUGGAUUAUUGGGUCUCUACAUAGGAAUGUCUUUCAUAUCAGCGACGGAGAUACUGGUCUUCAUCUACGAGUUACUUCGCUCUUCCUGCUCCAGGAGAGGCAAUUCUUCCAAACAUACUAAGGUUUCUGGACCCUAAGUCUGCCUCGAGCGACUUCAGAGACUACAAAGCUCAACGGCCCGGCUUGUAUUUUCUGCGCCGAUUUGGACCCAUACUGCAAAACUGUCCAACUGGCCGCCUGUCAUGCAUGUACGUCGAGGGGUUGCGUUCAAAACCCUGCUAUUCGUGAACAAGGCUUUUUAUUAGCGUGGUCCAGAAUACACCAAAACCCUGUUUCUAAACACUUGUUAUCGAUAAUAAAUGCUAAAAUACGAUGACAAAUUAGCUCUCAGCCAAUCAGAUGCCACGAUUUUAGAAGCUUAUAACAGUGAUUGUAAUUAGUUAUUGAUAACAAGUUUCUUAUUUAUAACAAGUUUGAUGACACAGGGCCCAGGACUUGCCUCGUUUGUCGACCCUCAACCACGCCUGCUUUACUCGGUCUUUAUCUUCUGUACAUAAUGGUUGACUGAGCUCCUCUCCAAGAGUGUUUUUCCCCCAACCACCAGUGAUAUUUUGUGAGCCUUCAUUAAUCAUUUUUGUUCAUAUUCUACGUCAGAUUGCUUAAAUUCACUUUCUUUCAAACACGUGCGUCUGGUGACGUAGCCACUAGACCAAGAUACCUGUACAUAAAUGUUUCAUGACUGAAAUCGGUAAUAAUUUGUUCUUUGUACAAAUAGAGUGAUAUUUAAAGCCAAAUAUCUCUUAUUGAUUUAGAGUCAAAAUGUAUUGUUUGUAACUGUGUAACUUCUGUUGUAAAUUUCUGAAAUAAUAUGUCAAUGAUUUUCUUCAGCAACUUCUAGCAACGAUUAUUUCUAGCAUGGCUAAAUUGUUAGACGAGACAAAUAACUUCAACUGUAAACAGCUGGACAUAAUGUGCUUAAUGUUCACAGUCACGCCAUCGGUGCUUUAAUGUGUAAAUUUCAAAUCUGUUUUUUAGACAGUUCUACAUUAUUGUUUU
This is a messenger RNA of Strongylocentrotus purpuratus (purple sea urchin), 2644 nucleotides long. RefSeq names its product amiloride-sensitive sodium channel subunit alpha-like. The transcript has 11 exons. NCBI's taxonomy places the organism in Eukaryota, Metazoa, Echinodermata, Echinoidea, Camarodonta, Strongylocentrotidae. Gene Ontology annotation, cellular component: membrane. The record is from RefSeq and is a predicted model, not a curated record. Gene Ontology annotation, biological process: sodium ion transmembrane transport. Bases 19 to 1725 code for a protein of 568 amino acids. Gene Ontology annotation, molecular function: ligand-gated sodium channel activity.